AUGGAGGAUGAUAAAAUAAAAUCAAACAGUAUCUCUAACUUUUCAGUUACAUACGAAAGAGAGUCAGGAUCGAACAGUAACAGCGAAGAAAGAGAUAUAAGCAGUGAUGAAAAUGAAUCAAAUUUAUUUAUGAACUUAACUGGUGACAAAAAUGAAAAAAUAGAAGAUAAUAGUAGUUUUGUUAAUAUAAAGGAUAGUUUAUUAGAAUCCAUAGAUUUAAGUGUUCUUGACUCUAAUUUUGAUUCUAAAAAUGAAUUUUUACCUAAUAAUUUUUCUAAAAAUUUAAAUAAUUUAACUAAAGAUAAUAUUGGUAAUAAAUAUUUAAAUAAAUAUUUGAAUAAAAAUGAUCCAGCAUUUAUGGCAAUGAGUAAAGAUAACAAUUCAAUAGAUUUGAAUGCUUUAAAUGUUUCUAACAAUAACAUAAAUGGAAAUAAUAUUGUUUCAAAUGAUGGUGGUAACAAAAAUAUGCAUUUAAAAAUUGGAAAUAAUAAUAUUAAUGGUAGUACUGGUGCACCAACUAAUAAAAAAGAAUUGUUUAUGGAUUCAGGAGCAAGCUCAAUAAAUAUGAAUGAUGAUAAUAGCACAAUGCAUAAUGCUAGAAAAUAUAAAAGUACAAAUAAUAUUAAUGAUACAUAUGAAAAAAAAAUAAUUGAAACUGAAUUGAGUGAUUCUAGUGAUUUUGAAAAUAUGGUUGGAGAUCUUAGAAUUACAUUUAUUAAUUGGUUAAAAAAAACACAAAUGAAUUUUAUAAGAGAAAAAGAAAAACUAUUUAAAGAUAAAAAAGAAUUAGAAAUGGAAAGAAUACGAUUAUAUAAAGAAAUAGAAAAUAGAAAAAAUAUCGAAGAACAAAAAUUACAAGAUGAAAGAAAAAAAUUAGAUAUUGAUAUAUCUAAUGGUUAUAAACAAAUUAAAAAAGAAAAAGAAGAACAUCGAAAACGAUUUGAUGAUGAAAGAUUAAGAUUUUUACAAGAAAUCGAUAAAAUUAAAUUAGUACUUUAUUUAGAAAAAGAAAAAUAUUUUCAAGAAUAUAAAAAUUUUGAAAAUGAUAAAAAAAAAAUUGUAGAUGCUAAUAUAGCAACAGAAACUAUGAUUGAUAUAAAUGUAGGAGGCGCACUUUUUGAAACAUCUAGACAUACAUUAACUCAACAAAAAGAUUCAUUUAUUGAACAACUAUUAAGUGGAAGAUAUCAUAUAACAAGAGAUAAACAAGGUAGAAUAUUUUUGGAUCGUGAUAGUGAAUUAUUUAGAAUUAUAUUAAACUUUUUAAGAAAUCCACUAACCAUACCUAUACCUAAAGAUUUAGGAGAAAGUGAAGCAUUAUUAAAAGAAGCAGAAUUUUACGGUAUUAAAUUUUUACCAUUCCCCUUAGUUUUUUCUAUUGGAGGUUUUGAUGGAGUUGAAUAUUUAAAUUCUAUGGAACUUUUAGAUAUAAGCCAACAAUGCUGGCGUAUGUGUACACCCAUGUCAACUAAAAAAGCAUAUUUUGGUAGUGCAGUAUUAAAUAACUUUUUAUAUGUAUUCGGUGGUAAUAAUUAUGAUUAUAAAGCUUUAUUUGAAACAGAAGUAUAUGACAGAUUAAGAGAUACAUGGUUUUUAUCUAGCAAUUUAAAUAUUCCAAGAAGAAAUAAUUGUGGUAUUACAUCAAAUGGACGAAUAUACUGUAUUGGUGGUUAUGACGGAUCAUCUAUUAUACCUAAUGUUGAGGCAUAUGAUCAUAGAAUGAAAGCUUGGAUAGAAGUUGCACCAUUAAAUACUCCGAGAUCUUCAGCUAUGUGUGUAGCUUUUGAUAAUAAAAUUUAUGUUAUAGGUGGUGCUAAUGGUGAAAGAUUAAACUCUAUUGAAGUAUAUGAUGAAAAAAUGAAUAAAUGGGAAAAAUUCCCAUAUGCAUUAUUAGAAGCUAGAAGUUCAGGGGCAGCUUUUAAUUAUCUAAAUCAAAUUUAUGUUGUUGGUGGUAUUGAUAAUGAACAUAAUAUUUUAGAAUCAGUUGAACAAUAUCAGCCAUUUAAUAAAAGAUGGCAAUUCUUAAAUGGCAUUCCCGAAAAAAAAAUGAAUUUUGGUGCAACUACUUUAUCCGAUUCUUAUAUAAUUACAGGAGGUGAAAAUGGUGAUGUUCUCAAUUCAUGUCACUUCUUUUCUCCAGAUACAAAUGAAUGGCAAAUUGGCCCAUCUUUGCUUGUUCCAAGAUUUGGGCAUUCCGUUUUGGUUGCAAACAUUUAA
Molecule: messenger RNA, 2217 nt
Organism: Plasmodium vinckei vinckei
Lineage: Eukaryota; Apicomplexa; Aconoidasida; Haemosporida; Plasmodiidae
Product: kelch protein K13, putative
Exons: 1
Coding region: 1-2217 (738 amino acids)
Biological process (GO): protein homooligomerization
Molecular function (GO): protein binding
Source: RefSeq, a predicted model, not a curated record